AAGGUUGGACCCACGUGGGCCCCACAUGUCAUCCUCACUGCUCUCUUCUUCCUGCUAUCCCCUCUCUCUCUUCUUUCCUACGAUGUGGACUUGGGCGGCGGGCGGAGUGGGGCGACGGCAGCCGGAGCGGCGGCGCACGAAGCCGGCGGGACAGCCGCUCGCCAGUGGCGACCUCGAUGAUCUCCAGCCCCUCUACCUGCUUCGGCUGUUACCACUGAGGCAGGAACGGUGACCGAGCUGAGGCUAACCUCGUCGAGUGCUUGCCCGGCCUCGGCGUCGCCGGUAUCCGGUCCGACGACAGGCACGUCACGGACCUUCGAUGGCGUCGUGUGCCGGCUGCGGCUGCGGCUGCGUCAGCCUCGCCCGCGGCUGGAGCACCGGACGAAGACCCCCCCGCAGCCACUAUCAGCAUGGAAGACGAGGCACGUGGGGUGAGCACGUCGACUGCCUCUGGCUCAGACCACACAUCUGGACCUACCGCACCGUCGACGAGGCCUCCGACCACUGGCUGCGGAUGUACGGCCACCUCAUCAGGUACGGCGAGGACGGUAGCAGCCUCGUCAGGGUGAUGAAUCUGCACUCCGUCGCCGUAGCAGCCGCCGCCGAAAUCCGGUGGUUCGUAAGUGUGUAGAGCGAACAUUUGUUUGUCAUGCUGCAGCGUGUGUGAUGUGAGCGAACAUUUUGGCACUGAAUUUUGUUCAAAUUUCAACGGGAUUUACUGAGGGAAAUAAUGGAUUGUAUCGUGAGUAGAAUUGUAGAAAUAGAAUCGAACAGCAACUGCAGCAAGCAGUUUCCAAUCCCUGUGAAGUCGUGGAGAGGGGAGAAGGAGAAAAUGGCGACGUGCUCACCGUUCGCUUCCGGAAGCUGGCGGCCGACCAGAUCAAGGGCGCCCGACGCCGACGACGCCCUCCUCCACGGCGCCGCUUGCGUCCCGACGCUCCGCUCCUGCGCCACCGCCGCCAGUCACUAGUCACUACCGCUUGCGCCCUGGGGCCCCGCGCGCCGCCGACGCCCUCCUUGACGCCACCGCCGCUUGCACCCUGUGGCCCUGCGCGCCGCCACCGCCCUGCUCCCGCGCCGCCGACGCCCAAUAGCCGCAUCGGUGGCCCGGUGCCCUCCUCAAACCCGUCGCCAUCGGCGUCGUCGUCUUCGACAGCGGCGGCGGGGAAGCAGGUGGAGAGAAGCGGGAGCUCGCCCGCCACCACCCAUAGCGAGGACGCCGUCGAGGUCAGUGAGCGGC
Oryza sativa Japonica Group (Japanese rice) is the source of this 1240-nucleotide messenger RNA. The record is from RefSeq and is a predicted model, not a curated record. Lineage: Eukaryota; Viridiplantae; Streptophyta; Magnoliopsida; Poales; Poaceae.